Molecule: messenger RNA, 2253 nt
Organism: Eucalyptus grandis
Lineage: Eukaryota; Viridiplantae; Streptophyta; Magnoliopsida; Myrtales; Myrtaceae
Product: disease resistance protein RPV1-like
Exons: 5
Coding region: 1-2253 (750 amino acids)
Biological process (GO): defense response; signal transduction
Molecular function (GO): ADP binding
Source: RefSeq, a predicted model, not a curated record
AUGGAGGGGAAGCCAAUUACCUCGAAAUCACCAAGACAAAUUUCGGGGGUGCCUCGAUCAGAUUUCGCGGACGGCGCGUCGACAUCGGGCUCGUCCGGCUACAAGUUCGACGUGUCGUCUCAAAAGCGAAAGCAAUCAGAUUUCGUGGACGGUGCGUCGACGUCCGGUUACAAGUACGACGUGUUCUUAAGCUUCCGAGAUCCCGACACCCGCUACACGGGGGCGGACGUCCUAUACGAAAGUUUAGUCAAGGCCGGAUUUAGCGUCUUCAGAGACAAAGAAGAGCUUCCCGUAGGCGAAAAAAUUGGACCGGAGCUUGAGCACGCGAUCCACGACUCGAGGAUCUACGUGCCGAUCUUCUUGGAAGGCUACGCAUCCAGCCCAUGGCGCCUUCAAGAGCUCGCGCACAUGGUGAAGCGUCGGAAGGAAUCAGCGGGACACGAAAUCGUGCCCGUAUUCUUCGGUGCGAGCCUUUCGGACGUCAGGCUCAAGAGGUGUCCGUACGUCGACGACCUGCUCGGGCACGAGAGGCGUUACGGCGAGGAGAGGGUGCGAGAGUGGAAGGAAGCUCUAAGGGAGGUCGCAGAUUUCAAAGGAUGGGACGCACGAAACUUAGGGCUUGGUAAACUUGUUAAAGAUCUUGUUCGAGAGCUUUCUAUUAAGCUGAAGAAGAGACAAAAGGUUCUUCCUGAGCAUUUAGUUGGAAUUGAUGGUCGAGUCAGACACGUGAUGCAGUUGUUGGACUGCGGCUCCCCGGACGUACGAUUUCUUGUUGUGCACGGGAUGGGAGGCAUCGGCAAAACAACUCUUGCCAUGGCGGUUUACAACGAGAUAUCUUCUCUGUUUGAUGGUUGCAGCUUCCUUUCAGACAUCCGAGAAACUUCACUAAACGGUGGCAUCGUAAGUUUGCAGAAACAGCUAUUAUCCGAUAUCCUGAAGUGGUCCACAGAUGUCAAUGAUGGCAACGAUGGUACCAACUUGACACGAGAAAAAUUUCGCAACAGGAGGGUCCUCAUCGUUCUUGACGAUAUGGAUGAGCUAGAGCAGCUCAAGAAACUGAAGGGCAACAAUGACUGGCUUGGCCCAGGAAGCACGGUUAUUAUUACAACCAGGAAUGCGGGUCUUCUGGCAUUUCUUCCUAAAGAGAAGCUUGCUUAUGAGAUGAUGGAGAUGGAUCCUUGGCAUGCUCUUCAACUUUUCAGUGAGCAUGCCUUCAGAGAAACCCUACCCCAAGAUGAUCUCGAAACUCUUUCCAAUGAAAUAGUGGCCACUACCGGAAGAAUUCCUUUGGCUCUUGAAGCGUCAGGUUCUUUCCUCCGAGGCAAAAGCCCCGAGGUAUGGGCAGAGACAUUGGAGCGUUUAAGGAAAGUACCUGAUAGGAGAGUCCAAGAGACGUUAAGGAUAAGUUACGAGGCAUUAAGCCGGGAGGAGAAGCAAAUUUACUUGGACAUUGCAUGCUUUUUCAACGGCGAAGAGAGCACAUCUGCAAAAUAUGCGUGGGAAAGUCGUGGUUAUUCCCCUGAAAGCAGACUUGCUACUCUCAGGGAAAUGUCUCUGUUGAAGAUAGACCGUCAGAAUAUUCUUCGGAUGCAUGACCUGAUCGGAGAUUUUGGAAGGGAAAUUGUUCGAGAGGAAAAUCAUCUGAAUCCAGGAAGUCGAAGCAGGCUGUGGAAACUUGACGAAUGCCUUCACGUACUUCGUGAACAGGCUGAUGACCAGAGAGAGAACAAUGUGGAAUCACUUAGGCUACAAUUAUCAGAGAAAUCAUCUAAUUUGAGAUCUCUGGAGCUUGAAGGAUGCAGCAGCUUAACUAGAUUCCCCGACCUCUCUGCCUCAUCUACAUUGCGAAGAUUGACUAUACAAGGUUGCCAAAGCUUGGUUGAAAUUGACAGAUCAAUUGGUAAUCUGGAGUCUUUGACAAGGCUAGAUGUGGAAAGUGUUGGAAUUAGGGAACUUCCAAACUCGAUUGGAGAGCUAAAGAAUCUUGAAAGCUUGUUUUUGUCCAGAUGUUAUGAGCUAAGAAAGCUUCCAGACUCAAUUGGAAGAUUGGAAUCGCUCCUUGAGUUGGAUUUGUCUCACACAAAAAUAGCAGAAUUACCUGAUUCAAUUGGAAACAUGAGGAAGUUGAAAGCGAUGAGGAUAGGUCAGAGUGAGAUAAGGAGGAUCCUGGGGUCUAUAGGCAUGGUGGAGAGGCUUGAAGAAUUUCAUGCAGAAAACUGUGCGAAUUUAGAGGGAGAUAGAUAUUCCCAAUGA